GCUAUUUGGAACACGCUAACAACACCAUUAAAUAUUUAUAAAUUUUCUUAAUCUUGUAGAAUUUCCAGAAUCUCUGUCUCACAAUGGACAUGCGUUUCAGCAAAUUACUCGAACAACUCCUGUUUGCUGUGGAAUGUGUAAGCAAUAAUUACAUCAUAUUGUUCUGAACUUAUGUGGAAUUAUGUGAUAUUGUUUUGUCGAACAAUUAACAUGCACCAGUUUGUAGUACUGCAUCACUGCAUUGGUUAACACUACCAUAAUCGUUCAGACCUUUGGAAAGAAAGGGUGCAGGUUGUUUUCUAUCAUGUACCACUGAGAGUACCACUGAGCCUAGGUUAUGGGAAGAGUAUUACUUAGGAUCGAUCGGUGAUUACUAUAUUGAUAAAAGUCUUAUAACUGGAGUUUUGUUCCUAGAUCUACGGAAAGUAUUUGACACCGUUGACCAUGAAAUCGUAAUAAUUGACAAACUAAAACUGUAUGGAAUUACAGGGGGUACCCUAAACUGGUUUAUAUCUUACUUAGAUAAAAUAUGUGCAAAAUGUGAAGUAAAUAAUGUUAUUAAGUCGUCUAGAAAAUUAAUUGAAUGUGGGGUUCCUCAGGGAUCAAAUUUAGGACCUCUCCUAUUUCUGUUAUACCUGGGGCCGGUUGUAUAAAAAAGUGAUUAAAGUUAACUGUAGUUAAGUGGAAACGUCAUCCAAUAAGAAGCGCCUAUUUGAGAGUUAAUCACUAUUUAACUAAUCACUAUUUAACUACAAAAUAGUGAUUAAAAAAGUGAUUAAAAGUUUUAUACAACCGGCCCCUGUCAAUACGCAUUUGAUCGGUUAAUCUGGUAGGUUAAACGCAUCUGAUUGGUUAAUGGUGGCGGUAUAGUUGAAGUCAAAAUCUGAACCUCUCUAAUAAGCUUUCAAAACAAUUACAUCUCAGUUGCGUCUCUUAAAAUUCAGCACUCGGGUGCAAGAAAGGAUUAUGAUUAAUAUAUAGCAUUCCUUAUCUUCAUACACGUUUAUUCAUCCUGACAAUAUCCUGUGGCUGAAGUAUUAGAAAUGCCGAGACGUUGAAUUGCUUCAGGAAUAGAAUGCUGAAAUAUCUGUAUGAACUAUAAAUUUAUUUUCGCGUUCAAUGCUGGUCUUUGGAGGGGAAUCGGGAUUGGAUUCCCCUCUUGGGAUUAGCAGUGUUUACGUAAAUGUGAAUGUUUAUUAUAUAUAAAUUUUAUUCUCCAGGAGACAUCCUUUAUUUUUCCUGUUUAAUCGUUCUUUUGUAAAUAGAAUAGUGGUAAUAGUGACAAAAUUAAUGAAUUCCUAUUAAUCCUUUAUUUUUUUAUUAAUUUUAUUUUUCAACCGAUUUAUUUAGGUUCAGAUUACAUUUGGGGAAAGCAAAAGUUACUGUAUCAAUGUCUAAGUAAGUUACCAAACAUUAUUUAAUUAAAUGAAAUUGUAUUAUUCUUUGAUGGCAAAUUUGAACCAAAACUUGAGCUAAGUUACAGACCGUAUAAGGCUAGUUCAUUAUAUACGUAAACGUCGACAAUUUAAGUUGCUAUUCAUUUCAUUGUUUUGUAUUAUUCCUUUUUCGAUUUUUAAAAACGGUUUUAUCAACUUAUUUGACCUAUUGGCUAUUUGUUUCUUGACCAUACCCAUUUCAAUCCUAUAAUUGGCGCUCCAUUAUGCAUCCACCUCUGGUUAUUACAUAUACGGUAAGCAGCUUAAUGCAAGUCCCCAAGAACGGUCGUUUUAUAAAGGUUCGAAGGUAGCAAAGUACCAAAUCAUGAUAUCCAGUUAUUACUUUUCCCAAUCCGAUAUAUUAUUCAAAAAAAGGAGUAUGUUCUAGCCUGUUACCUUAUGCUAGGACCGCUUCACCGCUGUCUAGCCUUGAUCAAAUUCUUUAGCCAGCACAUACAUGCUACAUGAUUAUCACUUGGUUCCUCCAGUCCUUGUAGCAGCCCACAUGUUGAGACGGUUGAAGUCAUCCACCUUCAUAUAAGCUGAUUCGUUGAACUCGGUGUUAGGCCAGGGCUCAAAAUAACGUUUCAUGUUACGCAGCUCGCGGCGCUCUUAACUUCAGUUGUGACUGUCGAUUCAGUAUAAUUGACCUUAUGCAUAAUGACGUCACAAGGCUUGAUGCCCGCGAGGAAUGCUGGUCUUAGUAGUCAUCGCCCGGGAAAAUUAAACAAUUCAAAAUGGCCACUAUCGAAAGUUUCCCGGGCGAAGACUACUAAGACCAGCAUUCCUUGCGGGCAUCAAGCCUUGUGACGUCAUUAUGCAUAAGGUCUAUUAUAACACAAAGUUUUAAAUAUAAACUUCGUCAUAUCUUAAUUUGGUCUAUUACACGGCAAAAAACGCCGAGCCCGCUGUUUAACAGGAUUGAACAAUGUUUUGCUGCCCACGUUGUUCACACUUGUCAACAAUAUUGAACAAUAUUGAACAAUGUUGUUGAGCCUUAAUCGGGUGUAACAAUAUUGUUCAAUAUUGUUGACAACUAUGAACAAUGUGGGCAGCAAAGCAUUGUUCAAUCCUGUUUUCAUCAGUAUUGCAACAACCUGAGCGUUUUUACGCGUGUAUAAGUUGUCUGACCAGCAGUUGGCAUAAGAAAUUCAACAACUUAAAUUCGAAUGAAAUUUAAUACGAAGAAAAUCCUUACAUAAUAUUUAACGGGUCCACAACAGCACAAAAAUCAAUCUCUUUCCCAGAGCCAAAAUGUAGUCAGUCACUAUGACCGGCGUCAUAAAAAUUUGUCCGGUUAUAACAAAAAUUUGGCCGGUCAUUGACCGGUAACCGGCCGUUAUUUUGAGCCCUGUACUGAAGGCAUCUAUAUGAUGACAGCUCCAGACCAUGUGUAACUCAGACUAGCUCUGGACCUUUUCCGGCCAUGUUUGGUUUGCGGUCAUUGGGUUCAUCAUAUAUUCUCGAAACUUGUCAAACCACACCACUCAUCAGCCUUUUAGAUCUUAUUUGAUUUUCUGUAGCAAUGCAAUUUUACUGUCUCACUCUAUCACUAAGCACUUUCUUACAGCAUGCAGCAGAUCAUUUCACUUGAUAUGUGCCAAGGACAGUGGUCAAUGCUCGGAAGUUCCAACGAGCAACGAGGACGAAAGUCCGUACGACGUGCUAGCGAAGGUACGUUGUGAUGUUCAAAAUUCUUAGUUUAAUUCAUAAGAAAUAUUGACAUCAGUAUGUACAUGUACUCUAGCGGUAUAUUUUAUCCCAUAGAUAUCAGCGAUACUGUACUAAUCUGUCUAAUCUGCUAAUUAGUCUAAUCUGCUAAUACAAUAACCCUGUACAUUCAGCCAGGGGGCCUGCAGACGAAUGAAUAUAUGCUUGAUAGUUGAAAAAGUCUUCAUCAAAUUGUGGGUGGCGGUGUACGUAUAUCGAAAGUUAAACUAUUGUGUAUCAAGUUUUUGCAAUAUGCCUGAACAACAUAGAAAUGAUAUUCUGACGUCGAAGGUUAAGGAGAACUAACACUGAAGAGUCUUUGAUGAUGAUUCAUUUUGAAAUUUCUGACCUAUAUAUAACUGUAAUGCAUAUUUGAGUCUUAUAAAUUUCGUUCCCAGGGUCCGGAUGAAUGGUCUGUUGAAGAUGUGAUAUUCUGGAUGGCUGCCACCAAUCUAUUUCAAUACGCACACCUGUUCUUAUCGUAUUCAAUGAAUGGCAGAAAAUUGCUGGGUUUGGAUGACACCACGCUUGCACAUUUUGGAAUACAUGAUGAGUUUCACAGGAAAAUGAUUCUGAGUUGCAUGAAUGAGUUAAUUGGCAAUUCUGAAACUGUAAGUCUACACCAUAUUCAUUAAAUAAGCAGAAUAUACUACGAUGUUGAGAUAUAUACAUGAACUUGUCAAUGUACACGAUAUUUUUUCCCAGAUUAAGGCUGUGCUCGAAUAUUUUGUCUCAUUUUUAUGCUGCCUGCGUAAAACAAGGCAGUAUAUCCUACCUAAACAAGAUAAAAAGGUGUAAUCAACUUUCGUUAUUUAAAUUUUAGAGGAAACCAAGAAAAGCGCCCGGAAUGAAAGUGGGUAUAAAAGGUACAAACUGAAAGGAAUUUCUAAUUGUAUUCCCUUAAUUUUUUUUGUGCAUAUGCUGUGCUCACAUCAGUAAUGUUGGUUCACUAAAUUCGUAACUUUUCGUUCGGGUUAGUGGAUGAUGGUUCAGGUUGCUCCCGAGCCAAAAUUUGGAUGUGAAUUUACAAUAAACUGUAUUCCUGUACCCUUACAAACCUGUCCAAGAAAUCAGGAUAAUAAAACAUCACAGUUGCCUAUUUUAGCUUUAAUAAACGCUCGGUCCCUUGUUUCGAAAAUUGAUUAACUUUUUGCAUGUUUGGACGUGAACAACAUUGAUAUCGCUGCAGUCACAGAAACCUGGUGUCAUAAAGAUAUUGCUGACGAACUUGUGUCUCUUGAUAGCUAUUGCUUAUACCGUCGUGAUCGGGAGUAUGGUCGCGGAGGUGGUGUUUGCUUGUAUGUCUCAAAUUCCAUCUGCAGUAAACGUCUUUUUGAUCUUGAAGAUACUCAAUAUGAGUGUUUCUGGAUUUGGUUACGACAAAACCGACUCCCUAGGCCGCUAUCAAGCAUUGCCAUUGCGUUGUUUAUAACCCACCGGAUCGAGGCGUAUACGAUCAGCGUGAACUAAAUGAAUAUUUAUCCUAUUCUAUUGACUCCAUUCGCAACAAAUACUCCCAUUGUGGCAUACUGGUUUUGGGGGAUUUUAAUAAAUCAAACAUUUCAGUUUUAACCACAAGGCAAAACCUCAGACAAGUAGUAUCCAAACCCACCCGGAACGAAGUAAUACUUGAUCUGAUUUUAACUGAUUUCCAUACGUUUUACAACGACCCAGAAAUUAUUGCACCACUUGGAUCGUCUGAUCACAAUGUUGUAGUAUGGUCACCGUUUCUUGUCCAUGCUGGAAGAAAUAAUGUUAGUAACAACAAAAACAUUAAACGUUCUGUACGUCGCGUUAUUCACGAGCAGCACUUAAUACCUUUCGUCGUUGGGCUAGCACGCAUGAAUGGUUUAAGACAGUUGGACCCGACCCCACGUCAGAUAAACUUAGCCGAAUGUUUUACGCCGCAGGUAAAGAACGCCUUUGAUUUGUACUUUCCAUUGAAACAAGUAAAGUUUCACGGAACUUAUAAACCAUGGGUAACACCAUACAUCAAAGAAUUUGUUAAAAAGCGGCAAAAAGUCUACUCGUCAGGUAAUUUACAGCAGUGGAAGACUUUACAAAACAAAGUCAAAGAAGAGAUCAGUAAAAGAAAGAAAAACUUUUGUGCUGACAAGACUAGGUUUUUUUUUUGCCGAAAAAUGAUUGCAAACGGUGGUGGGACAUCGUCAAUAAACUUUCUGGCCGAAAUAAAAAGUCAACGAACAUACCGCUGAAUCGUGAUGGGAAAAUAUUGUCUGAAAGUGAAUUGGUUUCAAACCUAAACAUUUUGUUUUACCUCGGUGAACGCUGACAUUCCACCAUUGGACGUUUCAUCACUUGCUGCAUAUCUUCCCUCACCCGACGUUCCACCUACUAUCUUCCCAUAUCAACUUUGUCAAAAACUAUCAAGCCUGAAUACUAGCAAAGCUUGUGGCCCAGAUCAUAUUCCAGCCGGACUAUUGAAGGAAUUUGCUUUUGAGUUUGCGGAGCCUCUUACAUCUAUUUUCAACAAAUCCUUGGCGUCAGGAAUUGUCCCAGCAAUUUGGAAAGACUCUUAUAUAACACCUGUUCAAAAGAUUCCCAAAAGCGAAAACGAUAUUAGACGUAUAUUCCUAACCUCCAUUCUAUCGAAAAUUCUUGAAGAUUUUGUUGUUUGCUGGAUGAUUGAGGACAUCAGUGAUGAUAUUGAUCCCCGUCAAUUUGGCAGCCUUAGAGGGAGCUCUACAACAUUUUGUUUACUGGACUUGAUUGAUAACUGGCUUAAGAAUUUAGAGAACCCUGGAAGUUACCUGAGAGUAUGCUUUCUUGAUUUCAGCAAAGCAUUUGACAGGAUAACCACAAUAUCGUUAUAGAAAAGCUUAUCAACAUGAAAGUAAGGCGGUCUAUUAUUCCAUGGAUCUCUAGUUUUCUAACAUGUCGACGGCAAGCUGUGAAGUUUGAGUUAACUGUUUCACGAUGGCUCCCCGUCACACCUGGAGUUCCACAGGGAACAAAAUUGGGCCCUAUCCUAUUUAUAAUAAUGAUAAAUGACCUCACAAUAUCUUCGCCAAAGACUUCAGACUGGAAGUAUGUGGACGAUAUUACGUUUUCGGAAGUGGUUCAAGAAAAUGGCGGUACUGAAAGUCAGGUAGUACUUGAUAAAAUAAAUUCAUGAGCAUCAGCUAAUGAUAUGCGACUAAAUCCUAACAAAUGCAAACAAAUUAUUAUAUCUUUCUUACGUGCACAUGAACUCCCUUCAGCUCUUAGUAUUGAUGGAAUGCCACUUGACCGUGUUGAGUGCCAUAAUGUUCUCGGCCUGACUCUUCAAUCUAAUUUAAAAUGGAAUAUUUUUAUAGAACAUACAACAUCGAAGGCCUCUAAGCGACUCCACAUCUUACGUGUCCUUAAACGUAAUGGUGUAAACGUUGCUGAACUCCUAACUGUGUAUAAAUCCCUUGAGUGCUCUGUUUUGGAGUAUUGUGCUCCGGUGUGACACACCUCGAUUCCAGCGUUCCUCUCCGACGAAGUAGAAAAGGUUCAGAAGCGAGCUUUCCGAAUUAUAUAUCCGGAAAAUCAUUACGAUGAAGCUUUGGUGCUAUCCGGAUGCUCUCUAUUAAGCGAACGUCGUUCUUUGCUAUGCAAAAAGACUUUCAGAAAGAUAUGCCAGCCUACAGCACGGCUGAAUAAACUAGUUCCAGAUACAAGAGCAAAUGUACAUAAUUAUGAACUUCGUAAUAAUAAAUCUCUUACUGUACCAAGAUGUAGAACUGAACGAUUUAAACAGAGUUUUAUUCCUAGCAUGUGUUUUAAUCAUUUUAUUAACUAACAGGUCUUAACGUCAGAUAUUCUUGGAACAUGGUAUAAUAACAUUUUAGACACAAUUCAAUACUAUAAUAUAUUAUAAUGUGCUAUCCUAUAAUCUAUUGUAAUUCUAAUUUACUGUAUAUUGUAAGAAUUAGAAUAUUUUUAGAAUUUUAGAAUUUUUAAUGAAUUUCGUACAAUUUUUUUUACACACAAAUUUUAAAGACAAUUAGAUAAGAUAUAUACAUAAUAUUAUUGAAAAAAGAAGGAAAAAAAAUAUAAUACAUAUUGCACGCAGUGAUCAAAGUAGCAAUAAGCUUUCGAGUUGAUCACUGCCUCAUUAAAUUAUUUUAGAGAAAGUUUAACAAGAUAUUUAUAUAUGACAAAUUAAAUACAAUAUCAUUGCCUCAAGGAAUUAGAGGGGGGUGUUUGUGAAAUAAUUAGGAAUUGAGUAUAUCUUUUUCUAAAUAUUGACAUUGAAUUUGAUCGUUUGAUUUCAGGAUUAAUAGACUCCCAAAUUUGUGAUGAAAUAAAUUUAAAUGUUUGUAUUCCAUAAUUAGUUCGUGCUUUUGGUCUACUUAAAUUCUGUCUGCUAGCAAAUCUGGUAUUAUGAGAGUGUUGAGCGGAUACAACCUUAAUACUACUGGCAAAUACUGACGGGACAUCAUUUGUUUCUGCUAGAAUUUUGUAAACAAAAGUUGCUAUUUUCAAUUGAAAAACAUUGUCUAACUUUAGUAUACCUAAAAGAUUAUAAUACGGAGUUACAUUCUCUUUUUUUCUUGCGAAAAAUAUGCUCCGUAUGCACUUAUUUUGACUGGAGCGCAAUUUGGUUAAUUUUGAAGUAUAAGUGUUUCCCCAACUCAUCAAUCCAUAAUUGAUAUAAGGAUAGAUCAGUGAAUAAUACAGUUGCUUAAGCGUUUUCAAAUCAACGUGAUAUCUAAGUUUAUUUAUGAUUCCAAUAUUCUUAGCAAGUUUACUGUUGACAUACUUAAUCUGAUAGUCCCAAGUAAGAUGCUUAUCAAUAUAUAUACCUAGAUACUUAAUAUAAUCCUUUUGUUCAAAGUUCCUUAUCCUUAUAUUUCGAAUCUUUUUCUUUUGAGAGGUUAUUACCAUAAAAUUGGUCUUUUUAAGAUUGAUUGAUAAUUUAUUAACCACACAGUAAUGAAGAAUUCUUUCUAGUUCCUCAUUCAUCACACUUUCCACAUCAUCAAUAGAUUUUCCAGAAUAAAAUACAUUAGUGUCAUCAGCAAAAAUUCGAAAUGAAAGUUUUUUAGCACAAUUUGGCAUAUCAUUUAUGUAGAGUAGAAAUAAAACUGGACCAAGUGUGGAUCCCUGGGGUACACCACACGUGAUGUUUAGUUUUUCAGAAUCUAUAUUUCCUAUUCGAACGUAUUGUUGACGAUUUGUUAAGUAAUCUUUAAACCAUUCAAGUGGAGUUCCUCUUAUACCAUAUUUAUAUAGUUUAGAUAACAAUAUUUCAUGAUUAACAGUAUCGAAUGCUUUCGAAAAAUCUAAAAAUAAUCCACAUGUUAUUUCUCUAUUGUCUAUUGCAGUUUUUAGGCUAUCCGAGAGCUCUAAUAUUGCUUGUUCAGUUGAGUAACCCUUUCUAAAUCCGAAUUGAUAAUCAUAUAAGAUUUUAUAUUUUGAAGAAAUAGCUGCAAUUGAUUAUAUACUAAUCUCUCAAGAACUUUUGCGAAUGGAGAUAGUGUUGAUAUUGGUCGAUAAUUAUUAGGAUCCGUUUCUAUUCCACUUUUAUAUUGGUGUAACACGUGAAAUUUUAAGUAUAUCAGGAACAAUACCUGUAUUGAUUGAUUCAUUAUAAAUAACAGUAAAAACGGGAGCAAUUAUAGGAGCAGCUAUUUUUAUCAUUGCAUUCGGUAUAUUAAUAGAACUCUUGUUUAUAUCUAAAGCCAAAAAUAGAUCAAGUACUUGAGUUUCUAUUACAGGUGACAUUAUGAAACUUGAAGAUGGUGAAUUUGAUAUAUACCUAGUCGGGUUUUCAUUAGAUAUUUCUAUAUAAGUAAGAAUAUCGCAAUUCGCCUUUUGGCGCCAUGAUAUUUUAUUAAAUAAUGAAUGAAUGAAUGAAUGAAUGAAUAUCAUCAUAUUAUGGCUGCAAUUUAUCCCAUUCUGGUCCAGAGUCAGCCUCGGAUUUUUCUAUAUCCUAAAUCUGAGAUUCAUUGUAUUUGUCGGAUGCCCUUUUUGCCACAAAACCACAUUUGUAAGUGGUGGACCUAUCUUUUGCCACUCACAAAUGGCAAGAAAAGUCAAGUUGGGUUUUAGGGAUGUGCCGGAUUUGGAAGAUCCUGUCGUAUCCACAGCCUCGUCCCCAGCCAGAACGUGUGUGGGGUUUGCGACGCGAAGCUCUUCUCCCACCCACGCGUAUUUCUCCCGAGAGACCUUCACGCGCCGGGGACGACGUGUCCAGAAAAAUAUUGCCGGAUAUUUAUUAGAAUCAUGAAACCGGGAAAUUUGUUUCCUUUGACGUUAUGUGGAACUGGAAUAAUUACAGCUAGGGCAUGCAGAAUAUGUUUUCGAGAUGUAAAUGCAAUGUUUUCCCUGACUGGUAUCCGGUAGACUACUAAUUCGGUUUCAAGAAUAUUUCCCCAAAUUUGGAAAUUUUACACAGUCUGCGCGAUUCCGAAGAUUACGCCUUGUUCGAAUGUUGAAGACCUGCGUCCAAUCUCUCUCACUAGCGUCCUAUCCAAGGUUCAAGAGUCGUAUGCUGUUGAGUGGGUACAUGAAGAUAUAAAAGGAAAAGUGAGCGAAGCUCAAUGGACCAUUUGCAUUAUAGACUAAAUUUUGGUCUAGACAAAAAUUUCAUCGCAGCUUGAAAGAGCAUCACAAAAUUAGUAAUAUUCCAAAGUUUCGUUGCGAAAUGUUGUAAAAUGCGGAUAAUAUAGCCGUGCGAAAUUUGCAAUUUUCAGUCAGUUUGUAUUACAAACGGGAAAUUGAUGCCCCAACACCCGAUUGGGCUGUCAAUUUCCCGUGCGUAAUACAAAAUGACUGAAAAACGGCAAACUUCGCAUGGCUAUAUUAUCCACAAUUACAACAUUUCGCAACGAAACUUUGGAAUAUUAUUAAUUUUGUGAUGCUCUUUCAAGCUGUGAUGAAAUUUUUGUCUAGAUCAAAAUGUAGUCUAUAAUGCAAAUGGUCCAUUCAAAACAGGUUGUUCUUCAAAAAUCGUAAACCUUAAAUAUUGAGCGCGCAAGGUAUAAUGGAUAACUUCCUAUUUAGAGUCGGGAAAUUUGCUUUGCAACAAUGCUAGGGCAUAUAUGAUCACUGUCGAUGUAAGGCUAUUUGGUUCACUAAGCUAAUUGUACAAUCUUAGGCUCCAAAUAAGCAAUACCCAUCAUACCUUGCGCGCUUAAUGUUAAGGUUUAAAAUUUUUGAAAAGAUUCAGCUUGGGCUGUUGUGAUCAUGUGCCCUCUUUCCCAAGACUUUUAACUUCCAACAACUCACAUGCACUGAUCAAUUUUAUUGAUCAAUGAUAAUGGUCAAAAGUACGGUAAAAUGAAGCUACUUUUUUAAUUUUUUUGGUUGGAUUUAACGUGACAAGGUAAAAUAAGAAAUGUUCUAAAAAUUUGCCGCUGGGAUUUGCGUUUUAUUGCCUACUUUUAAAGUUAUCGGCAUUCGAAUAGCGGCGUAUAAAAGGGCGUAAGUUACCGUUUUACAUAUCAUUACAUUUACGUUUUACUUAUCACAUUUGAACUAUUAUAUCAGUUGGUGUUAUUCUGUGCGAUUUAUAGCGAGUAUUAUUGGAAAGAGGGCUUUCAUAUACGUUGUAAUCACCAAAUAAACAGCUCAUGCACACAUUUCUCCACUUCGUCGUAAGUUUACAGAGCAGAUUUUAUACUUUGGCACUGAUAUUUGUCUUCGAUGUGAACAUUUGUUCUUCUAGUUUAAGGUUAUUUAAGAGUGAUCCUGUCGCAAGUCUUCUACCAGCAACCCAUCGACAAAAUUUCAUUUUAGUGUUGGCUUUGCCGUUCCGUUGGCUUCGCGUUACUUUUGUUUUAAAUACCUUGAUCGCGUUAAAAGAGUUAUUUCGAGUUAUUUUUAGACUUAACAUUAACUUCCUUGUGAUUUUAUUGAGACGGAGCCAGAACUGAGGAUUAUAGAAAGCUUUAUCUGUAUCUUCUCAAAGUUGUAAACAAGAUAUGUUGUUUACGUUCAACACGCAUAAUAUGUUGUUUACGUUCAACACGCAUAAUAUUACAUAACUCAAAAUGAUUCGAGUAAAACCGGUCUUUUGUUAAAAGGUAGACUGGUUAAUAGAAAUUGGUCUUUUUGAGUGACAUAAUCGUUUGUCGUCAUCGAUCCGUGUCGUUGAACAAUGAAAAAAGUUGUCGUGAAAUUAGUGAAGAUAAAAUUGCAGUUUGUGAGAAAACUGCGGGUGUACGGAGCGGGAACUUUUCGGAUUUGAACUCAGCGUGUUCGAAAGUGUUAGUUCCCGUAAAAAUAUUUCAGUUCCAAGACAUGGGAAAUGAAAGUGAACGAUAUCGGGACGCAGCAAACGGGCUAAACUACCUACAAUAACCAAUUACGCAUUCUGAUUGGCUUAGGGCGAAAUUGUCAACAAAUGCGCUGAUUGAUCGAGAACGAAAUCCGAUCCCGGAACAUAAAAGUUUUUAAUCUAUUAUACGUGUGACUGUUAGAAAACUAAAGUCGUGUAUUUCCUGGUUAAUACUGUAUGCUUUUGUUUUAGGUUCAGUGGACACCCAUUCAUUUGUACUGCAGACAUUUACAGCAGUCACGUGGUGUCAUGAGUGUGGACACAUUUUAUUUGGUCUUGUAAGACAAGGCUUUCAAUGUACAAGUAAGUUAUUUUAACACAAAUUACAUCUUUUUUAUCGUCCCGUAUAUAGGAAAAUCAAGAAAAAAGCGGAUUUUUAAAUCAUAAAACGUGAUCCCGCGUCUCCACACGACGUCAAACGAACGAAGCGACGUUGUGCUACCUUCAGACAACAUGAGCUUUACGCGACACGCAUGCGCAGUUAGAACAUUAUGGAAUAUAAAUUAUUUAGUAUCAGUAUCUAAGUGACUUUACUUCACAUAAUUACAUCUCAGAAGUAUUGGCAAUAAUCGAUAUUCGAGAUGAGAAACGGAACAAAGUAGUUGUCUGGGCUAUCAUAUUUCUGAAUGAAAAAGCUCUUUUUCUUGUUUAUUUAUAAUUUUUGCCAAUUCUUAUUUAUUUUUUAUCUAGAAUGUGAGUUAAUUUGUCAUCGAAAGUGUACACAUUAUCGAGUUUUACGCGUUUGUCCACAAAAGCCUGCAAACGAAUCAACCAGUGAGUGAAUCCUACCUCCUCCGCAUUCCGUAAUGAAUUUCCUCUUGGAAUUUCCUAACUUCGUAAGGCGGAGUAUGCCUGUUCUGUAGUAGCGACUGCGGGGUUUUAUAAAUGUUCACACUGUACUUUAAGAAAAGGCGUUUAUUAGAAUAUUUUGUCUAGGGAAUUCUCGCUCAGACUUGUUGUCUGCAUGUUACGAAGGCAGGUAUUUACACUGGAAACAUGUAAACUAUCGCCUUUAAGUGUGUUUAUAAGUGAGUGUGGGGCGUUGUAUGCUUGAAAGAACUCGACAAGAGUACAAACCUUAUAUAUUGAAGGUAAUUUUGAAAUUUUGAAGGUAAAAUGUAAUUUUGAGUGAAAAAUAACAAAAAGUAUUUCUGUUCUUUAGAUCCUGUGUUUAUUCCUAUACCUCAGGACAAUAUUGUCCCAGCAAUUGUGAAGAAAUGUAUCGGAGCAGUCGACAGCAGAGGUCUUAAUACACGGAACAUUUAUAAAAAAGAACCCGAAGAUUGGGUCUCGAAAUAUGCGUUAAGAAAGGACCUGUAUAAUGGUAAAGAUUAUUGUACAGUUUGA
Paramuricea clavata is the source of this 12765-nucleotide messenger RNA. Lineage: Eukaryota; Metazoa; Cnidaria; Anthozoa; Malacalcyonacea; Plexauridae. The record is from the annotation of a GenBank genome assembly.